GUUGAAGCGGAGACGUCGAGAGCGAUGUCUCGUUCUUGGAUCCUCCAGACCCAAAUCGAAUUAGGGUUGCUUUCGUCCUCGACUCCUACACUUGAGUAGAAUUCUCUCGAGAAUCUUUCGUGUCUUUGUUUGGGUCCGGGGGAUUCGGAGGGAUUCACGUCCUUGCACUCUGGUUCGGUGACGGGAGGAAGCCGAUUUGGGAGUCGCAUCAGGGGUGUCCGUUUCGGGGAAAGAUGAUGCUGUCGCUGCUGAGCGAUGCGAGGCAGCACCUGCAGCAGCAUCCGGCGCCACCGCCGCCGCCACCGCCUCAGCAUCCGCCGCCAUUUGGAUCGGGUGGUGGCGGAGGGUUAGGGUUCCUUAAGGGUUCGCUGGGGGAGCUUGAGGAGGUGUCGGAUCUUCUGCAGUCCGUGGAUGGGGCUGUGGAUGUCAAAUGCUUGCCUCGAUCGAAGUCGGAUGAAGUUGACGAGGACAUGUAUUUGGCUAUAGCUCAUCAGAAUUAUAAAGCUGCAAAAUACAAGCAGGCAUUAGAAUAUGGCAAUGCUGUUUACGAAAGGAAUCCACGGCGGAAGGACAAUCUCCUCCUCCUCGGUGCAAUCUACUACCAGCUCCAUGACUAUGACAUGUGUAUUGCGAGGAAUGAGGAAGCUCUUGGUAUUGAUCCUCAUUUUUCAGAGUGUUACGGAAAUAUGGCAAAUGCAUGGAAGGAAAAAGGCAAUGUUGACCUUGCUAUUCGUUACUAUCUGACUGCCAUUGAGAUUCAGCCUAACUUCUGUGAUGCCUGGUCAAACUUGGCAAGUGCGUACAUGCAGAAAGGAAGACUCAAUGAGGCAGCCCAAUGCUGUCGGCAGGCCCUUGCGCUAAACCCUUUCUUGGUUGAUGCUCAUAGUAAUCUUGGCAAUCUGAUGAAAGCUCAAGGCUUUGUUCAAGAGGCAUAUAAAUGCUAUCUUGAGGCCUUGCGUAUACAACCUACUUUUGCCAUUGCAUGGUCCAAUCUUGCUGGGCUCUUCAUGGAGGCAGGAGACCUUAGCAAAGCCCUUAUGUAUUAUAAGGAAGCUAUUAAAUUGAAACCAUCAUUUGCUGAUGCUUACUUGAACCAAGGAAAUGUUUACAAGGCCAUGGGAAUGCUUCAGGAGGCUAUCAUGUGCUAUCGACAUGCUGUUCAGGCACGUCCAAACUAUGCCAUGGCUUAUGGAAAUCUUGCUAGUACGUUCUAUGAGCAAGGUCAGCUAGAUUUAGCUAUUCAUCACUACAAUCAAGCCAUAACUUGUGAUCCACGGUUCGUGGAGGCAUACAAUAAUCUGGGAAAUGCUCUGAAAGAUUCUGGCAGAGUGGAAGAAGCCAUUAACUGUUAUCGGUCAUGUCUUGCUCUUCAAUCCAACCACCCACAGGCUCUUACAAACCUUGGAAACAUAUAUAUGGAAUGGAAUAUGAUGACUGCAGCUGCUUCCUUUUAUAAAGCAACAUUGUCAGUAACAACUGGUUUAUCUGCUCCUUACAACAAUUUAGCAGUCAUAUACAAACAACAGGGCAACUAUGCUGAUGCAAUAGCUUGUUACAAUGAGGUUCUUCGCAUAGAUCCUAUGGCAGCUGAUGGGCUCGUCAAUAGGGGAAACACGUUUAAAGAGAUGGGCAGAGUUAGUGAGGCAAUUCAGGAUUAUAUUAAAGCUGUGGUGAUUAGGCCCACUAUGGCUGAAGCUCAUGCAAAUUUAGCUUCUGCUUAUAAAGAUAGUGGACAUGUCGAAGAAGCUCUAAGAAGUUACAAACAAGCCCUGCUUCUGCGUCCAGAUUUUCCAGAAGCAACUUGCAACCUUCUACAUACCUUACAGUGUGUCUGUGAUUGGGAUGGUAGGGAUAGCAAAUUUGUUGAAGUCGAAGGGAUCAUUAAAAGGCAGAUCAAGAUGUCAGUUCUUCCAAGUGUGCAACCAUUUCAUGCUAUUGCAUAUCCUAUUGAUCCUUUGCUUGCAUUGGAAAUUAGCCGAAAAUAUGCAGCUCAUUGCUCCUUAAUUGCCUCUCGCUAUGGGCUUCCUGCAUUUGCUCACCCCCCUCGUAUGCCUGUGAAGAGUGAGGGCAGAAGUGGGCGGCUCAGGGUGGGAUAUGUGAGUAGUGACUUUGGUAACCAUCCUCUAUCACAUCUUAUGGGCUCAGUAUUUGGAAUGCACAAUAAGGAGAACAUUGAGGUGUUCUGCUAUGCCUUGAGUCCAAAUGAUGGGAGUGAAUGGAGGCAACGAAUCCAAUCUGAGGCUGAGCACUUCACUGAUGUCUCCUCGAUGUCAUCUGAUAUGAUUGGCAGGUUGAUCAAUGAAGACAAGAUACAGAUCUUAAUUAACCUAAAUGGCUACACCAAGGGUGCAAGAAAUGAAGUUUUUGCUAUGCAGCCGGCACCAAUCCAGGUCUCAUACAUGGGUUUUCCUGGAACAACAGGUGCAACGUACAUUGACUACUUGGUUACUGAUGAGUUUGUUUCUCCUACACGGUUCUCACAUAUUUACUCAGAGAAGCUUGUCCAUUUACCUCAUUGCUACUUUGUGAAUGAUUAUAAGCAGAAAAAUCGUGAUGUCUUAAGUCCUAUCUGUCGACAUAAGCGAUCAGAUUAUGGCCUGCCAGAAGAUAAAUUUAUUUUUGCAUGCUUCAAUCAGCUUUACAAGAUGGACCCUGAACUAUUUAACGCAUGGUGCAACAUUCUGAAACGUGUUCCAAAUAGUGCACUAUGGUUACUGAGAUUUCCCGCAGCUGGAGAGAUGAGACUUCGGGCAUAUGCUGCGUCAAAAGGAGUGAGACCUGAUCAGAUCAUAUUCACAGACAUCGCUAUGAAGAACGAACAUAUCAGACGCAGUGCUUUGGCAGAUCUCUUUCUUGAUACGCCACUGUGUAAUGCACACACAACAGGAACGGAUGUGUUGUGGGCUGGCGUGCCAAUAAUAACGCUGCCACUGGAGAAAAUGGCUACGAGAGUGGCUGGUUCACUAUGUCUGGCUACUGGAGUUGGGGAGGAGAUGAUUGUGAGCAGCAUGAAAGAGUAUGAAGAGAAGGCAGUUGCGCUAGCCCAGAAUCCCUUGAAGCUCCAAGCACUUACAAAUAGGCUGAAGGAAGCCCGCAUGACUUGUCCUCUAUUCGACACCAUUAGAUGGGUUAGGAAUCUGGAGAGGGCAUACUUCAAAAUGUGGAACCUAUACUGCACCGGUCAGCACCCACAGCACUUUAAAGUAACGGAAAACAGUGAUGAGUUCCCAUACGACAGAUAGUAUGAGGAGAGGAGACGUCAUGAGCAACAGACGGAAUUCCAGCAGCAUCCUCGUAUAGGUCUAUGGCAUGGUGAUUGGUAGUUUGAAAAAAAUUAUACACUGGGUUGGUUUAUAUGAAUGCCGCGGUGCGCAUGCUAGUAUGUGCGACUACGUAAGCUCUUAGAGGCAGAUAGAGGUAAGAUUAAAACACUUUUGAAUGUAUUGGCAAGCGUGGCUAUUUGGUGUGUGGCUGAGAAGUAGUGCAAGAGUGAUGAUCUCGAUCAUGCUAUUUAUGCAGCUGUGUUCUUGCUGUUGACAGAUUGUUCUUGGUGUUGAGAGAAGACUUGUCACUGGCAAACUCCUGGAUGUUGUCGGGGUUUCCUAUGAUCGUGGAUGUCGAGACGACAUCCUCUUUGGUUGCUUUCCUAUAGACGAGCUGAGAAAUACUUGUUCGUUUCAUCUGCUGCUUGUACCUGCCGGAGAACUCAGAGGGGGUGUUGUUGUCAGCCAGUCGAUGGAGAUAAAAGAACCCCAUUGACAAAGGGGAAGUCGCCGUAAAAAAGGCCACAACUGCCAUGGCUUCGAGGCUGGCCCGUUACAUCAAGUUAGGCUCUUCCUGACCUUUAACCUUUCAAUUUGAGUCUCUGUUAACG
This is a messenger RNA of Musa acuminata subsp. malaccensis (wild Malaysian banana), 3874 nucleotides long. RefSeq names its product probable UDP-N-acetylglucosamine--peptide N-acetylglucosaminyltransferase SEC. Gene Ontology annotation, biological process: protein O-linked glycosylation. Gene Ontology annotation, molecular function: protein O-acetylglucosaminyltransferase activity; protein binding. The record is from RefSeq and is a predicted model, not a curated record. NCBI's taxonomy places the organism in Eukaryota, Viridiplantae, Streptophyta, Magnoliopsida, Zingiberales, Musaceae.